Messenger RNA from Platichthys flesus (European flounder), 3683 nucleotides. RefSeq names its product 7-alpha-hydroxycholest-4-en-3-one 12-alpha-hydroxylase-like. Bases 45 to 1580 code for a protein of 511 amino acids. The transcript has a single exon. Gene Ontology annotation, molecular function: heme binding; sterol 12-alpha-hydroxylase activity; iron ion binding. NCBI's taxonomy places the organism in Eukaryota, Metazoa, Chordata, Actinopteri, Pleuronectiformes, Pleuronectidae. The record is from RefSeq and is a predicted model, not a curated record.
GAGUUUAACUCCUAAUCACUCUGUGUCUGUUACAGGAAUCAGUCAUGGGACUGCUGCUACCUCUCCUUCUUGCUUUACUCUCCUGUUUGAUUGGAGGACUCUACCUACUUGGUGUGUUUCGACAGCACCGACCAGGUGAACCCUCUUUGGAUAAGGGGCUCAUCCCUUGGCUUGGUCAUGUCUUGGAGUUUAGCAGGAACACAUUAAAAUUCAUUGAGAGGAUGAAGCAAAAACACGGUAAUGUGUUCACAGUGCAGCUGGGAGGGUGUUAUAUCACAUUCCUUCAGGAUCCUCUGUCGUUGGGGUCUUUUGCUAAGGAGAGUCAAGAAAAACUGGACUUCAAACCGUUUGUUAAAGAGCUGGUGCAGAGAGUGUUUGGAUAUGUCGCAGAGGGGGAUGACCACACUUUUCUCAAGGCCUCCAGCAACAAGCACCUCAAGGGGGAUGGCCUGAAGGUACUGACACAAGCUAUGAUGGAUAAUUUGCAGAAUCUGAUGUCUCAUGAAACCGGCUCAGCAGCAGACCAAAGCAGCUGGAAAGAAGAUGGACUGUUUAUGUACAGCUACAAUAUCCUUUUCAGGGCCAGCUACUUAUCUCUGUAUGGCUACGCAUCUCCCAAGUCAGAAGAAAGUGAGGAGAAGGCCAAAGAGAAAGACAGAGCAGAAUCUGAAGCCUUGUUUGAAGAGUUUCGUAAAUUUGACCAACUCUUCCCCAAAUUGGCUUACGGGGUCCUCUCACCGAGGGAAAGGUUGGAAGCCAAGAAGCUGAGGGAACUAAUCUGGAACACUCUGUCGGUGCAGAAGAUUAAAAUGAAGAACGACGUCAAUGGCUGGAUCUGGGACAAUGUCCAGUAUCUAGAGGAGAAGGGUAUGAAGGAAUCAAUGAUAAGCAGACACAUGUUCGAGCUUCUUUGGGCCUCUCAGGGCAACACAGGGCCCAUUUCAUUCUGGCUUCUCCUUUUCCUCAUGAAACACCCAGAAGCCAUGAAAGCAGUGAAGGAAGAGAUUGAUAAGGUUCUGAAGGAAUCAGGGCAGGAAGUGAGACCUGGUGGCCCUUCCAUCAACCUGACCUAUGAAAUGCUGAAGAAAACACCCAUCCUGGACAGUGCUUUGGAAGAGACCCUCCGACUCCGUGUUGCAGCUAUAGUCACCAGAGCUGUGCUCCAGGAUAUGACUCUCAAGAUGGCAGAUGGGCGUGAAUAUAUCAUCCGCAGAGGUGACAGAUUGGCUAUGUUUCCUUAUUCUGCUGUUCACACUGACCCAGAGAUCCACCCUGACCCACAUUCAUUCAAAUAUGACCGCUUUCUGAAUGCUGACGGGAGCAAGAAAACAGACUUUUACAAGAAUGGGCAGAAGGUGAAGUUUUACUCCAUGCCCUGGGGCUCUGGGGUCUCAAUGUGUCCAGGGCGUUUCUUUGCCUCUAGUGAAAUUAAGCAGUUGGUUUUCCUGGUGUUGGCCUACUUUGAGAUUGAGCUAAAGAAUCCUGAGGAGAAGAUACCUGAAAUCGACUUCAGCCGAUGGGGCAUGGGAUCCAUGCAUCCUAACAGAGAGGUCCAGUUUCGAUUCCGACCAACAUUUUAAACCCAACUUAUCAUUUUGACAUCUCUGUCAAAAUAUUUUUGGGAUUUUGAUCAAGUCUUUUGAAAUUCUGCUUCUGAAAAAUGGCAGAUUCCACAAAGAAGAUUAACGUUUAUUAUUGUGCCGAUAUUUUGUUCGAUAAAUACAUUUCCAACCUAAAUAUUAGCUCAUCUAAAAAACAGUUGACAUGACAAAUUUUGUGUUUCCUUAGCCAGGUUUACUCAGAUACAAGAAAAUAAGCUGUUAUCUUUAGAAGCAUCUAGUAUCAUUUAGCAAGUCAUAUCUGCUGAGUGUUAGGGAACUGGUUUCAAGGAAUGAUCGGAACAUAAAGGUUAGCUCUUACUUGGGAAAGUUGUCUGUCCAAAAACAGCACCUGUAGUGACUAUAACAUGUGUGCUUAUUAUCGGAAAAUGAUGCAUUUUUUUUCAAAACUUUUCUUUUUGCUUUUAAGUUUAUGUUUAUGAUGACAGGGCUGUUGAUUAAAUAUUAGUGGAGUAGAAAGAAAAUACAUUAACUUUGAUAAAUGAAUUACACCUGUAAUCUUUAAAAAAACAUAUAGCUGCCGGGCUGUAGACGUAAUAGGAUGUGACCCAUAUUUUAGCUGCCAACAUAUUAAAAUAACAAAUGAAAGAAAAUACAUUGUCUUUGAUGAAUGAAUAACACCUGACAUCUUUAUCACUUGGUAAACAUCCUUAGCUCAGCUAACUUUUAGCUAUAGAAAAUUCAGAACUCUUGCCACCUGUGAACAGGUUUGUCUGAUGCUGCUCAUUUCUCCAUCACGCUAUCAAUGCUAUUGGCUUUCAUUCUGUUUGGAAGAGUUCAUCUCCACAAAAACCUCAUAUAGUUUUACACACGCACCACUGUUCUUCACUCAACUCAGGAGCCCAUGAAAAUUACACAUAAGAGCAUACUAUUUGUUUUGCUCCCAAGGCUGCUGGAAUAAAUUUAGAGGCAGGGAAAAAUAUACUAUACAUUUACAUUUAUAUUUACCAAAUUAAUUUAAAUCUUAGUUGGAUCAUAGUUUCUCCCUUUCAUUUUGGCUCCAUGUAAUGCAAUACUAUUUAAAAUGUAAACAUAAAUCAAUGAACCUUUAAUACCCAUUGAGUCAUUGCAAAUGUCACACAUAUGCAGGUCUCGCUAUAGUUGUGAGGAUACUCAUUGACCUAAUGCAUUCCCCAGCCCCUUACCCUAACCUUAACCAUCACCACUAAAUCCCUAACGUUGCCCCAACCCUAGCCUAAACCUAAUUCUAACCCUAACCCUAAAACCAAGUCAUAACCCUAAGGAGGGGCCGGCCAAAACCUCCUCACUUUUCAAAAAUGUCCUCAUAGAGUCUAUGCUUAAAAUGAAAUGGUCCUAACAAAGGUAUAAGUACAGAAACACACACACACACACACACACACACACACCCACAGAGCUACAUUAGGAAGCGCUAAGUUUUAGAGUUCCAAUGUUACAUGGCCGUUCAUUUCUUUGUGAAUAAAUGAGGUGGUAGUUUUAAUCAUCCUGGAUCAAACAGGACGCUCCACCAUGAUGUUUAGAAUAAGUUAAUAACAAGUGAUAAGAUACAUCUAUUACCAUGCUGACGGUUAGGCUGACAGCUACAGGGAUGAUUGUAUUGGCUUUGCAUGAAUGUGGACUUCGGCUGUAUAAACAUUUGAAAUGAUAAUGAACAAGGAUUGCUUCUAGACAUUUUCUGUAAAAUCAUAGGAUAGCGUAUCCUGUUUAAACCACAUUAAACAAACAAGGAAAUAAGAGUCAAAGUUGUAUAUUAAAAUGAGACAGGGAUGUUAACAGUAUGUCAGUAAAACAUGUUUCUGUGCCAUCUUACACUGCAAAAUUGCAAAUUACGAAACCAUAGAAAUAAACAGUAAAGAAUUAACACUUUUCAUCUUCUUCCCACAGUUAUUGUUUUAAAUGGCUCAAACUAACCCCAAUGUUACAUCGUGGGGACCAUACUUUAACUUAGCUGUGACGUAUGUGUGCAGUCAGUUCCUUCAUUGUUCCAGCAAAUGUUACUCAUUGACAGCUUGAUUAUUUCUAUCAGUAUUUGGGUUGUUAUGUUUAAUCUUUUUUUCUUUGUCCCAUUUCAUAAAAAAUCUUCAA